Penicillium lagena is the source of this 1791-nucleotide messenger RNA. RefSeq names its product CNOT2/3/5 family protein. Gene Ontology annotation, cellular component: CCR4-NOT core complex; nucleus; P-body. Gene Ontology annotation, biological process: regulation of DNA-templated transcription; nuclear-transcribed mRNA poly(A) tail shortening. Lineage: Eukaryota; Fungi; Ascomycota; Eurotiomycetes; Eurotiales; Aspergillaceae. The transcript is spliced from 3 exons. Bases 1 to 1791 code for a protein of 596 amino acids. The record is from RefSeq and is a predicted model, not a curated record.
AUGACAUCCCGCAAGACACAACAAGAGAUCGACAAGACCUUCAAGAAGGUCGCAGAAGGCAUUCAGACUUUUGAUGGGAUUUACGAGAAGAUUCGCGCUGUCACAAAUCCCACCCAACGCGAUAAGCUCGAGGAGAACCUCAAGCGCGAGAUCAAAAAGCUCCAGCGGUUUCGGGAUCAGAUCAAAUCAUGGGCGGCGGGCAAUGAAGUCAAGGAUAAGGCUCCGCUCUUGGAGCAACGAAAAGCCAUUGAAACGUGCAUGGAGCAAUUCAAGGCCGUCGAGAAGGAGAUGAAGACGAAGGCAUACUCGAAAGAAGGACUUUCAGCGGCGUCACGACUCGAUCCCAAGGAGAAAGAAAGAGUGGAGGCAUCCGACUUCCUGUCAUCCAUGGUGGAUGAACUCCAGCAGAAGAUCGAAUUGAUGGAGGCCGAGGAGGAGACGCUUCAAGCCCAAAUGAAGAAAGGCAAGAAGGAUACGGGCAAGGCCAACCGGUUGGCGGAUCUGAGCCACUAUACGGAACGACAUAAGUGGCACGUCGACAAGCUCGAGUUUCUCAACCGAGCCUUGCAGAACGGCAAUCUCGAGGUGAACCAGGUGAACGAGCUCAAAGAAAGCAUCAAGUACUACGUUGAGGAAGGCGCGAAUAUCGAUUACUCCGGCGAAGACGAGACACUGUACGAUGAUCUAAAUAUUGGUGAAGAUACGGAGGUGCAGUUCGGUAUGGGCGGUGAUGGCGAUCGGGUGUCAUCGCAAGACGCGCAAUCCGUCCAGGAUGAUGAGCCAGAACCAAAACCGAAGCCCAAGGCAGAAGCUGCAGCCCCUCGGCGACCGUCGACACAGAUGAAGUCACCGCUUCCCGUCCUCGCUACCCUCCACCCUUCGACCUCAUCCAGCACCAGUUCGGCCAUGAAGCCUGCUCCGCUCCCGACGCGUGCACCGGGCGAAACCCUCAAGUAUGCCUCCGCGGCGGCCGCGGCAGCAGCAAGUGACAAGAGCGGCGUGGGUAUUCUCCCUCUCCCACCUCCACCAGGGGCCAGUCCGGCCUUCUCUGUGGCUCUCCCUGCGUCCAGGGCGCCGUCUACUGCAUCACCCAGUGUGGCAUCAGCGCAACCGGUUGCAAAGCCUGCAACUCCUACGGUUUCGGACGAGAUUGACGGCACAGGACGAUCGAAAACGCCCGCCGGUGCUUCUGUCUCGGGUGUUUCAUCGCCGGUUCCAGCAGACAGAAUCGAAGCCAAAGAACCAUCCACCAAUGGCAAGCCUGAAGGUGAUGAGUCGAUAUUCCACCUCCCACCGGGUCUCCAAGACCUGGUCCAGUCAUUCGAGACGACCAAAGAGCGUGCGACAAACAACCCUUCGCCUUCUGUUCAGCGUCUGUUGGCAACCUCCCUUACGACUUGUCCCGAGCCCGGCGAUGCCGAGAAGCCCCGCCACUACAAGCCGGCAAAUCCAUACAAUACCCCUCUUUACUAUCCGCAAGAGCCGCUCUCGAUAUUCGAUGACCCUCGACUGUACGACACCGGGCGAAUCGACACGGACACGCUGUUCUAUCUCUUCUACUACCGACAGGGAUCCUACCAGCAGUACAUGGCCGCUAAGGCUCUCAAGAACCAGAGCUGGCGGUUCCACAAGCAGUACCAGACCUGGUUCCAGCGUCACGAAGAGCCCAAGAACAUCACGGAGGAGUUUGAGCAAGGCACCUAUCGAUUCUUUGACUACGAAAGCACAUGGAUGAAUCGGCGCAAGGCUGAUUUCAAGUUCGUAUACAAGUAUCUCGAAGACGAGCUAUGA